AUGACCAUUUUCGAAGCGGCACAACGAGGAUCGUUUCAAGCUUUGCAAUACUUACUCGACAGUAAGAAAGCGACACCAAACGACAUUGACUCGCAAGGCGUCACUCCGCUUCAUUACGCAUCGCUUAAUAACCAUGAUAUCUGUGCAAAGUACUUGAUUGAUCGCGGUGCCCUUGUUGAUAAACCAGGCGGUGAUUUACAAGCAACACCACUUCACUGGGCCACCAGGUACAUAUGUAUAGAAAAUAGUAUUAAUACGGUUGUGUGUCGUGUGGUGCAGACGUGUAUGUUACUAGACUGUAACUCGUGACUUGCAUGUAUAGGAACGGCAAACUGGCGACAGUUCAUCGAUUGAUCAAAGAAGGUGCUAAUCCUUCCAUCAAAGACGGUCAAGGUUUCAAUGCACUCCAUCUCGCUGUUCACUCGUCGCAUGCUGUUCUUGUCAUGUAUCUGCUCUAUCUUGGCAUGGAUGUGGAUGCAGCGGAUAAUGUUGGUGGGCAUACUCCUUUGAUGUGGGCUGCUUACCAAGGCGAAGCAUUAACAACGGAUCUACUCUUGCGGUUUGGUGCCAGCGUGUCGGUUGUGGAUAACUCCAAGCUGACGCCGCUGCAUUGGGCAGUUGUACGAGGCAACAAGAUGUGUGUUCGAAAGAUGCUCGAGUACGGUGCAGAUGUGAACGCAAAGGAUCAGUCGGGCAAGUCGGUGAUGGACUUUGUGCAUGAAAAAAAGCUUGAGCGGAUAUGGAAUCGGGCGGUGUUGGAGUUUGAUGUAAUGGCAGAAGGUAAUCCUACCAUGGAGUCAAGGGUUGGAAGAUAUCCGGGUUCAAUAGGGCGGCCCAUGUCAAAGCGUACCAUCAAUACCAUCGUCUAUUUUGCACCAUUUAUUACCCUUGGCACUGCACUAAAAACACUCAGCAUGGUACCUUGGUAUGCGGGAUUGCCUCUGGCGCUGUUACAGUUUGUCGGUAUGCACGUCAGUAUCAUCAAGUACCUGAUUCCCGCACCAAGCCAUGACGCGUUAUGGAAAACACCAUACUUUUCAUGCAUAUUCCAAGCCUCUGCAUUUUGGGUUUUAGUCACCUGGCUCAUGCCUGUCAUUUCUGCAACAUCACAUAUGCUUUUGGCGAACCUGAUCUUCAUAACGAGCUUUGUGAUAGCCAUGACAGCUUUCUACCGAGCUGUCGUUGCCAACCCUGGAUUUGUCAACAAUAAACUGCCCCGAGAAGUACAGCAAUCAAAUGUCUUUGAAUUAGCAGAAGAACAGAAACUGGAUAUACGCCACUUUUGUAUGACAUGUUUGGCAAAGAAACCUUUGCGAUCCAAGCAUUGUAAAGUGUGUAACCGAUGUGUCGCGCGAUUUGACCAUCAUUGCCCGUGGAUCUUCAAUUGCAUUGGUGUUCAAAACCACCGACCCUUUAUGAUCUUCGUAUUGAACAUGGUGAUUGCCAUUAUCUCGUUCUUAUCACUUGUACUCGAAUAUUAUGCAACACAAGCGCCAGUGUUGCUAGGUGGGAAGAACCCGACCUGUUUCCUUGGUGAAACAGUCUGCAGCUAUUUCUUAUACGACACGUGGACAAUAGCACUAGCCAUGUGGGCAUCCUUGCAGCUGUCUUGGUCAAUUUGCUUGCUGUGUGUGCAGACGUACCAGAUUGCUGUUGCAACGACUACCAACGAAAGUGCUAAUGCGCACCGAUAUACGUACAUGAACCAAAAUGACCCGAGUAUGAUGGCACAAAUGGCUGUGGGUGGCGGCGUGGCUGGUAGCGAUGGACCUGGUACUGGCGGUCCAUCCGAGGGCGGACACCACCCUCAUGGACACGGACACGCUCAUGCACACGGUGCGCAAGGCCAUUCGCAUAGCGGAUUCUGCCCAUGCUUGCAAUUAUUUGCGGGUGCUAGAGCGUUGCAUAAGCAAAGGUCCAAUCGGCGACCCGGAAUGAGCCGGGGCAACGUGUUUGAUCAAGGCUGUUGGACAAACUGCGUCGAAUUUUGGACCGAUGCACAGGAUAGCAAAUUCAAUUGGUAUGAGUUGUAUGAUACGCAACAGAUCAACAAUCCCCGCAAGAUGCAACAACCACAACAACCGAUGGAAGUGUAGGAUUUCAUAUACCCAACGCAUCAACA
This is a messenger RNA of Zychaea mexicana, 2122 nucleotides long. RefSeq names its product DHHC palmitoyltransferase-domain-containing protein. Gene Ontology annotation, cellular component: Golgi membrane. Bases 315 to 2096 code for a protein of 593 amino acids. Gene Ontology annotation, biological process: protein palmitoylation. The record is from RefSeq and is a predicted model, not a curated record. NCBI's taxonomy places the organism in Eukaryota, Fungi, Mucoromycota, Mucoromycetes, Mucorales, Lichtheimiaceae. Gene Ontology annotation, molecular function: palmitoyltransferase activity; protein binding. The transcript has 5 exons.